CAUGGAUAGCCACAAGAGAGACAGCGACAUUUCUCAGAUAGAGGCUAAAAUCGACGAUAUUAUAAGUUCGCCAAAGCCAAUAUUGGCACCAAUACUCAAAUCUAGCUCUUUAGAUAGUGUUAAGAGUAGCCCUGAGAAACAAGUAGAGGAUAGAAGGAAAACUAUUUCAGUAGAAAGCGCUUUGAGUCAAGGGGGUAGGAUUAGUAACAACAUGAUUCAGAAAGAAAAGCAGGAGGCGGAAAACUAUAUAUCUGUAACCAUGAUCAACAAAGAAAAUACUCCAAUUCAGAUUAAAACUGAUGCUCCCAAAAUGAAGAAGAGUGAUGAAAAACUUCAGCAAUCAGGUACUACUAAACCUGGUGUGCCAGAAUUUCUCAACAUUCAACUCAACAGAGUCGACACAAAACCAACAACUAAUGUAGUGCUGACGGCUAAUAUAACGCCAAAGAAAGUUGAUAGUCCUCAAGUCGAAAAAGAGGUGGAAACAUACGAAGUUAUAGAAAGCAAGAGUCAAAGGAACUCAGUCGUCAGCAAAGUUGAGAGCGUGUGCGAAAAUACUCAAAUAGAAUUAAAGAGUUCUCCAGUAGUUGUUAAGAAGGCUACUCAACCACCACUGACUCCUCAAAGUCCUUCAACCCCUAAAGCAUUUUUCAAACGCAAAUCAACGAGUGUUGAAAUGCAAGAUAGACCAGAGAAACCAAGGACUAACUCAUUGAGCACUGAUGGCAGUACGGAGAAAAUUUACGACAACAUAUCUAUGGAUCGGAAAUCACAUUCCAGUUUUGGAAGUAAGAGUUCCAUACAAAGCACAGACAGCAGCGACAUCAGAACACCGGACAGAAAUGAAGAAACUGUCGUAUAUCGCAAAAAACCUGUCAUAAUGUCAAAAGAACUCCGCACCAGCGAACGCAGAAAUGACGAUGAACCAGAACUAAUGAAGGUUUUCGCUCGCCGCUCUCUAAAACUAAAAGAUUCUGACGCCGAAACUCUCGCCCAGGAAAUAGCCGAAGGUCUAAAAGAAGAUCACGACAACGCCAACAGAUCAAAACUUUUGAAAAACGAGUUCAAUGCUUCGAUUAAAUCUAGAGACAGCGAUAAAGAAAACGAUGACACAUCAUCUAAAACCAACGAAGAGAACAGAAUAGUCGACAUAGCCGCGCGCGUCAGUCAAUUCGGCGUCCCGCACUAUCAAAGAAGCGUCAGUAUAAACAGCGUAUCAAAUCCUAAACGAGAAAGCGCUCCCGUAUACAAAAGCGAAGCCAACAAGUAUAAAAAAGAAGUAUCAGAUUCUACACCAGAAAAGAGAUUAAGGAACAGGACAUUCCCGGAUCCCUCCAACGAUAGAGAAGAUAUUAAAAGUAUAACAAAAUCAGAAGCGAUGGCGUAUAAAGCUGAUACUUUGACUAAGCGUCCUUGGCAGAGGAAGGAUGACGAUAAGAGGCAUUUAUCUGUCGAGAAGCAGAAGCAGGAGAGUGCUGUGAUAGAGAAGGAGGACGGGGGGAGGGAGAAGGAGAGAGCGGGGGCGGUGGGAGUGGGGGAGGAGGGGGGGCAGGCGGACGCGUCGCCGCAGUUCAAGGGGAUCCUGCAGAUGCGCGCCGAGUGGGAGCGCCGCGCCAAGCAGGGGAUGACCAAAUAAAUGGUGCUAGUUGAAAGAGUCCUCAGCGGAUGGACGUCAAAACCGCAUUACAUAUUAUUAAAUUAACAUAGAGAUUACAAUACUUAGCUUAGACAUCGGCAAAUUAAUGUUAUCCGUACUAGAAAUUUAUCUCGCGUUGUUAUGACGAUGUAUUUUUGAGUGUUAUUGCAAAAUAGCUGAUAGUUCUAUUUUAUUAAAAUACUAUUGUGUAUUAAACAUUUCAGAACUGUGAAAUACAAAUUUUAUUCCUAUAGUUUC
Leguminivora glycinivorella is the source of this 1894-nucleotide messenger RNA. RefSeq lists its product as uncharacterized. The record is from RefSeq and is a predicted model, not a curated record. The transcript has 2 exons. The coding region runs from base 2 to 1636 and encodes 544 amino acids. Lineage: Eukaryota; Metazoa; Arthropoda; Insecta; Lepidoptera; Tortricidae.